AUGAGCGUUUUCAUUUCCCGCGCUCUUGUGCUCGUCUUACUCACUUACGGGCGUCGCGCCCUUGGAAUGAUCCCCACCGGACCCAAUUCACGAGACGUCUUCACAGCCGGACAGAACUGCACGAUCCAGUGGACCACUACUGCUGGCCCUGCCUGGGACAGCUUCGACAUCGAUCUCAUGUCGGGUUCCAACACCAAUAUGACGCUCGUCACGAACGUCACCCGCGGCGUCAAUGCUACGAAUGGGAGCGCGAGCCCGUUCAACUGGAAUUGUCCUGAGGUUGAGCCGUACGCGAAGAUAUACUUCUAUCAAUUCACGUCGUCCUCCAACUCUUCCGAAAAGGAAUGGACUACGCGCUUCACGAUUCAGUCUCUGGACGGCCAAAGCGAGCCUCCCGCCCACGUCUCGCAAGGUUACGGGCAGUAUGGCACCGUACCGUGGGGAGACGGUCAUCUUGCCAACUUGAGCGCUAGCUCAAACACGUCAUCGGACGCCAGCUUCGACACGCUCUCGAGCCCUCCAAAGGAAGGCUCGUUCAUGAGGAAGUGCCGUGCCCACUACGACAAGUCUCCAGGGUCGGACCCAUCCGCGACCAUCGACUCACAACCGCAAUCGUCGAAGUCUGACGAAGCGUCCGCCUCUGUAACCAGCUUCGCGAUUGCACCCGAGGAGACUGAGGUGAUGUGCUCUGACUGUGGCGACGACUCUGCCAAGCGUGGGACGAUGUUAGCUUCUUCCGCGGAUGGCGGGUAUGACGAACAGCCGUGGGUGCGGAUGAGCAUCGGGUUUCUCUGUGCUGCAUUGAUUGUACUUGCUGUCUAA
This is a messenger RNA of Peniophora sp. CBMAI 1063, 822 nucleotides long. Lineage: Eukaryota; Fungi; Basidiomycota; Agaricomycetes; Russulales; Peniophoraceae. The record is from the annotation of a GenBank genome assembly.